ACUUGUCGGUCAGGUGACGGUUACGGAAACGAGGACUUGCGCACUCCCUCCCCUUUAAUUGCCAUCAUCAGGCUCCGAGUCGCCCUCCGUGAACGACUCGCUGAUGGGGACAGAGCUGGGCGGAAACACAGCCGGCAUCGAUGCCCUGGAGGGAGGACUGUCAUCGGAGCAGGGUUCGGUGAUGUGUGGUGGUGGCACGGUGCGGCGGUGGUGCUGUGGUGGCGAGUGCUGGGCCUCCUCAGGGACCCCAGCGACGUGGCCUCCCCCCAGAACCUCGCCCAGAUCUUGAAGCAUUUUUCAGAGCUCAUGGAGACACCGGUGAAGCUGCGCAACAAUUACCAGAGCAUCUCCCUGGACACUCAAAGCAGCCCGGAGCCGCCAGAGCUCAUCCUGCCCCACACACAUGGUGGCUCCUUGCUGCUUCAGGGAGGUGGUCAACGCGCUGGUGGCCGAGUGUGGGCCUGCAACUGGCUUCUUCUCGCUGGGUCUGCCGGGGUCGUCAGUACCCACCCUGGACUCCAUCUUGGCCACCAGCACCGUCACCACCUCCACCGAUGCCAAAGUUGUGAGUCUUCAACUUCACCCACUUGUGCGGGACAGACUCAAGCUUUCACUCUGCCUUUUCACUUUCAUCACGCACCUUCCUUCACAACUCCACCAACACCAAAGAUAUCAGUGGCACCCCAUUCUUACCCCUCUUUUUGACACUUUUUUUUUUUUUUUCCUUGAGCUGUCUCCCUUCCUUGAUGUACUAAAGAAGAAAUCUUAUUCUCUAUUCACUUGUGCCAGAAAGAGACUAAAAGCACUCCAUCUCUUAACUCUUAUAAUGGUUAUUAUUGACCCACUUUACUUACUGCUUACCUCCUCAGCCUCUUAACUUGUAUCUCCCUUCCUGCCAUCAGCAGAGCAGUCCCUCGGUAUUUACUGCCAUACCCACCUGUGCCAGAGACUAAAGGCACACACCCUUUAGUGCUGUUGAGGCUAGCAGCACUCUCCCUCAUAACACCUCCCACCAUCUUCCUUCCUUCCCUUCUCAGCAACCACACCCUUUAGUGCUGUUGAGGCUAGCAGCACUCCUCAUAAGAACAUAAGAACAUAGGGAAACUGCAAGAGGCCGAGUGGCCUA
Eriocheir sinensis (Chinese mitten crab) is the source of this 1126-nucleotide messenger RNA. RefSeq lists its product as uncharacterized. The coding region runs from base 307 to 705 and encodes 132 amino acids. The record is from RefSeq and is a predicted model, not a curated record. NCBI's taxonomy places the organism in Eukaryota, Metazoa, Arthropoda, Malacostraca, Decapoda, Varunidae. The transcript has 5 exons.